Molecule: messenger RNA, 1227 nt
Organism: Penicillium subrubescens
Lineage: Eukaryota; Fungi; Ascomycota; Eurotiomycetes; Eurotiales; Aspergillaceae
Exons: 2
Coding region: 1-1227 (408 amino acids)
Source: RefSeq, a predicted model, not a curated record
AUGGCUGCAACUUCCUCGUAUCUGAGGUAUUCUGCUGCAGACAGACGAUCGGGUUGUCCUCGCCUUCAUCUUACAUUUGACGCAAAGCCGAGCAUUGACUUAGAGGUUGACACGUCGUACGCCAUUACUUUCACUAUCACUCGGGAAGCAGAUGAUCCCGAAAGACGACCAUGCAUCUUCCAUUGGGAUCCGAUUGAGGAUGGAUUCGGCCAGUCCGGCUUCAUGCUGUUUCGGCGGAUUCCCGUAGGAAAUCCAAAUUUUGGCUGGCAUCCAGUCUCGAUCAACCCUAGUCAGUCGCUAGCAAAGUCCAUUCAGCCACGAGAGGUAUCGAUAUCGGAUCCUUGCAUGAAAGAACUGCUUCCAGGCGCCAGCGUUUCCUGGGAGGUUUCCUUGCCGAUUGUCUACUUCGACUCUUUUCGACCGGGGCAGUUUUACCAGACCCUAUGGGUAGGUGGACAAAUCCCCCUAUGGGACUGGGGCACAUUAGCGGAGCACCAGAACUGCAAAUUAAGCCCUAAAUCCAUAUCAUUGAUCCUUCCUAUCUCGGAGAUGCAGUCACUGCAUAUUUUCGACGAAGAAAGCGAUAUUGACGAUGUGGGCCCGUUGCCACCUUCGCCUCGGUCACUUCUAGCGUCUGACCGAAUGGAUGGCGCGCCUGUCCUAAACUUGAGCAUUACUGGACCUACUACACUGUCGCUGAAAGACUACGAUCCCUCAAGUCGUCUUCGAUAUGCUGUGACGGCAAUACUAUUAUACGAAGCGGCCCCUAAUAUCUCUCGCAGAGAACCUAUUGUGUUUCAUGCGUUCCUGUUUAAGGAUGUCGAUUGGCGUCAAGAGGGAUUCAGGCUCUACCGUAAAGAAAACGGGCAGUGGCAGCCAUAUGAAAUACGUGGAUCCUUCACGCAUCAUCGGUAUAGAGUACCAAACCCCGUAUCAAAGAAUGUGGGCCGCAACGAAGACAAUGACUUUAUUGCACUUAAUCCAGGUGAGUCGUGGUCGUUCACGCGGCAAGUGACUGAUUUCCCGGAAAAUGUGGUGCCUGGGGAUACGUUCCGGUACUGUUAUAAGGGAGCUCAACUCGACUGGUGGGAUUGGGGUCAUUUUCAAGAUCAUGAAGACACGGUAGUUACUAUUGAGGGCAAAGUCCGCGAGCCAAAAGACAACGGAGGCCGACCUGCGCUUGUCAUACCGGCUAGUAACUACGUGGAGUUCACGGUGGUUGAAUGA